Acanthosepion pharaonis is the source of this 1983-nucleotide messenger RNA. NCBI's taxonomy places the organism in Eukaryota, Metazoa, Mollusca, Cephalopoda, Sepiida, Sepiidae. The record is from the annotation of a GenBank genome assembly.
AUGUUCUUCGAUAAAGAUGACGAUGAUCAGGACUUUUUGUCUCCAUCUGGAGGAUCAAAAUUGGCUUCUUUGUUUGGAAUGGACACAACACAUAACAAGGGAGGCAAUGAAUCCCUUACCUAUACAGCUCCCAAGCAACCAAAGAAAGAAAAUCUGACCACUGGACCUCCAGGAAAUGCUCCAGAUUUGACCAUGGCAUGCAUUGUACAAACUUAUAAAUAUGUUGAGAAUGACUAUAAACACCAAGGAAAAUUGGGGGCUGCGAUUUUAUCAAAUUAUGCUACAUCUGAUUAUCGAAUUCUAUUGUACAUUUCCAAACAGAAACAAGUUACAAAUGUCCAGAUAUCAAAAAACUUUGCAUUCACUAUGCAAGCCAACAAUUAUGCCGUGUUCUAUGAUGCUAGUCGUCAGGGUUGGUCUAUCUUGUUUGAAUCACAACAAAUUGCUCACAAGUUUGGAAAAGAGGUGGCACUUGCAAAGGCAAAUUCUUGUGCUGGUUCCUUAGAUUCUGUGAUCAUCCAAGAUUUAACACCAGGUGAAGGAGGCUCUUUGGAAGUUGGGGAUUCAGCAGAAGUGAAAUAUUCUGGGUGGCUAUACACUAAUCACAAACUGGGGCAGAUGUUUGAUUCCAAUAUCAAUUCAGACAAGCAAUUCCGAUUCAAACUUGGCAAAGGAAAAGUAAUUAAGGGAUGGGAAACUGGAAUUGUUGGAAUGAAGAAAGGUGGACGUCGAUUUCUCAUUGUGCCUCCUGGUUUAGCUUAUGAGCAUCUACACCAGGGGUCAUCAAAAUUUCUUUCUUUCCUUCUUUCUUUCCUCCCUUCCUUCUUUCUUUCCUCCCUUCCUUCUUUCUUUCCUCCCUUCCUUCUUUCUUUCCUCCCUUCCUUCUUUCUUUCCUCCCUUCCUUCUUUCUUUCCUCCCUUCCUUCUUUCUUUCCUCCCUUCCUUCUUUCUUUCCUCCCUUCCUUCUUUCUUUCCUCCCUUCCUUCUUUCUUUUCUUAUUUCUCUUUCUUUUUUUUUUCCUUUCUUUUCUUCCUCCUUUCUUUCUUUCAUCUUUUUUGUGAAAUUGGCCCAUGGCGACAGUACAACACCUGAGCGACCAAAUGCUGAAAACAGUGCACCCCAGGCACAGGCAACCACUGACUCCAAUAACAGUAGAGAUACAGAUGGUGCUCCAACUGAAGAAACGGUCAAAUCACGAUCAAGAUCCAUUAAUGAACAGUUGGCACAGUCUCCCAAAAGUGAUAAGGCCCGUCUCAUCUCACGUAUGGCAAAGAUGGGUCAGCCCAUGUUACCUAGGGUUGGUACUAUUCCUGCAACUACUACCGACAGUGAAGGAGAAGAAAUUCCUGUAUCUUCCCCACCUGAUGGUGAUAUUGUGCCUCCAAAUAAGCCAGAACCUCCGCAGAAAUCUUCAUGUCAGUCUGCAGGAAAUUCUCAGGCAAAAGUUCACACAACCAAUGCAAUGCCCAUGCAUUCUAAUCCAUAUUCCCUAGGACUUCCUACCACCCAGCAACUUGCUGUCUACCAGAAUCCUCAUGUGCCACCCCAGACAAAUGCCAUAUCUUCAGGAAUGCACCCACAGAUCUCUCCUGUUCAUCCAAUGGCACCAUUUCAGACCACACCACCCCAGCCACUGUAUAAUCAUCAACCAUACCCUCAACAAACUUAUCCUGCCCCUGUAAGUUCAGCUGAUGUACAUGUUCCAGUUAUUUUAUCCGAAUCCCGACAGCACAGUGCUGAAAUGCGCCUUGCCAUGUCCAGUGUCUCUGAAAAGGUUGAUAAAAUUCUCAAUAAGCUGGAAAACUCGGGUGGGCCUGGUUACCUCAGUACUACCCCUUCCAUGGAGACUUCAAUAUUAAUGCAAAAUAUUCAACGAAUUGUGCAGGAGAAUGAACAUCUAAAGAAAGAAUUGACUGAGUGUGGGAUGAAGGUUGAAACCCAAAAUAGCAAAAUUGCUGAACUUCUGCAACAGAACCAAAAGUAA